This is a messenger RNA of Bufo gargarizans (Asiatic toad), 890 nucleotides long. RefSeq names its product interleukin-8-like. NCBI's taxonomy places the organism in Eukaryota, Metazoa, Chordata, Amphibia, Anura, Bufonidae. Gene Ontology annotation, molecular function: chemokine activity; CXCR chemokine receptor binding. The transcript is spliced from 4 exons. Gene Ontology annotation, cellular component: extracellular region. The record is from RefSeq and is a predicted model, not a curated record. Gene Ontology annotation, biological process: chemokine-mediated signaling pathway; antimicrobial humoral immune response mediated by antimicrobial peptide; neutrophil chemotaxis. Bases 88 to 399 code for a protein of 103 amino acids.
AAUUCACGUCGCUUGUCAACAGAAAACAGACGACCUUGGACGCAGCUAAGCAAAAGGAAUUCAGAAAUCUGCCAAGGAAAUUCAGUCAUGAAGUUUGCUAAAACUUUCUCUGCUAUUCUGGCCAUCUUCCUGCUUUAUACCACUGUAACAGAAGGAAUGUCCUUAGCCAGAUCAAUAUCAGAAUUAAGAUGUCGUUGCAUCAAUGUUGCAAAGCCAGAAAAACCUAUUAAAAACAUGAAGAGUUUGGAACUCAUACCCAGCGGCCCCCACUGCAAAAAUACUGAAGUAAUAAUUACUCUCAAAAGUGGAAGCAGUGUUUGUGUCGAUCCAUCAACCCCUUGGGUAGAAAAAUUGAUCAAGAAUAUAUUGGAAAAACAGAACAAUGAGGAAACGGUUUAAGAGAUUUCUUCCACCUCCCUUGAAGAUCACAUCUAUCCUGUCAGGGAUUUCAAUGUUGAGUUAUUUACUAUUUAUGUUAAUAAGAUUAAUUUAUUCUCUUUAUACAGUAGUUGUGACAUGAGCAGACAACACAUUGUGGUUUGGGGUUUUUAUUGUCUUCUAAGAGGGUUUCUGGGAAAAUAUAUUAAAUGUCUAUCCUUAGCAUAGGCCUUCAAUGUGUGACUAGAGGGGGUCUGAUUUUGUUCUGCUAAUUAGUGGGAUCCCGAUGGUCGGAUCUUCACAAACCAUGCAUUAAUGGCCUAUGGCCUAUGGGCCUAUGGCCGGUUGCCCUUUUAUAUCAGUAUCAGAGUAUGACAUUUGAUAAGCCAUGAUGGAAGCAUUAGCAAUUAUUGAGAAAUGAUUUAAAAUGGUUAACUAUGUGAAUGUGUCAUGCUCUGUAAUUUUUUUUGCCUAUUUAUUUAUUUAUUAAUAAAUGUCUUUUGAAUUCUGUA